Messenger RNA from Drosophila albomicans, 931 nucleotides. RefSeq lists its product as uncharacterized. The transcript is spliced from 4 exons. The record is from RefSeq and is a predicted model, not a curated record. Bases 277 to 639 code for a protein of 120 amino acids. Lineage: Eukaryota; Metazoa; Arthropoda; Insecta; Diptera; Drosophilidae.
AAUUUCACUUCUUGGCGUUCACAUCGAGCAACAUCGAGCAAACCAAAGCAAUCCAGCAACCAAAGCAACAACAUCGAGAGGAUCCUAAAACGUACUUCGAACAUUUGUCGCCGUUUCAUUGCUGUUUGCGAUUCCAUAAAUCGAGCAAUUAGUUUGUUAUAAAUCAAAGUUUGGCGCCGCACUUAUUGCCAAAUUCAUCCCAAACGCUAUUUGUUUAGCCAAAUCUCAUUCGAUUUCUCCUAUCCCAAAGCGUUCCAGCUCAAGCCCAAACUCAACAUGAUGAAAAUGGUGCAGGUUCUUUUGUGCUACGGUUUGUUGUUGACCAUGUUCUUUGCCCUGAACGAGGCUCGUCCCUCUGGCAACGAAGCAGCCACCGACACUGAUGCCCUGGAACAGCAGGAUGUGGAGGAUGUGCGCAAUGCUUAUGCUGGCUAUGAGAUGCCAGCUCAAGCCAUUUAUCCUAACAUUCCCAUGGAUCGCUUGCAGAUGCUCUUCGCCCAGUACAGACCCACUUAUAGCGCCUAUCUCCGCUCUCCUUCCUAUGGCAACAUGAAUGAGCUUUACCGUCUGCCCGAGAGCAAACGUCAAGUGAGAUACCGACAGUGCUACUUCAAUCCCAUCUCCUGCUUUAGGAAGUAAAUUCUUUAUAACGGAACCCAGCAAUAAGCAUACAAAAAAACAUAAAUAAAAAAAAAGAGAAACAACAAAACAAAGUCAGCCCUUGAUAAAUUAACAUUUCAAACAUUUCGACAACAACAACAAGAAAAGAACUUAGCAUAAAUCGAUAAUGCAAAUAUCUAGUGAAAUUAACUAAAGUUAAGACUCAAACUAUAUAAAUGUCUAUUAAACAACAAAAAUUGCUUCAUUGUAGUUACAACAAAAAAAAAAACCAACUAAUAAUAAUAAUGAAUAAAGUUUGCACACAAUUCAA